Molecule: messenger RNA, 1138 nt
Organism: Saitoella complicata NRRL Y-17804
Lineage: Eukaryota; Fungi; Ascomycota; Saitoellomycetes; Saitoellales; Saitoellaceae
Product: alginate lyase
Exons: 2
Coding region: 1-1023 (340 amino acids)
Molecular function (GO): zinc ion binding; oxidoreductase activity
Source: RefSeq, a predicted model, not a curated record
AUGCCCACCAUGAAAGCAGUAGCAUUCACCCCCGGCCCCGUCUCCGGCCUCCACAUCAUCGAACACGAGCGUCCCACAGCAACCGGUCGUGACAUCCUCGUCCGCAUCAAGGCCAUCUCCGUUAACCCCGUCGACACCAAAUGCCGUCAAGGCAAAUUCCCAGCUGAUCCAGUCCUCGGCUGGGAUGCUGCCGGAAUCGUCGCUGAAUGUGGUCCCGAGGUGACGAGGUGGAAGGUUGGCGAUGAGGUCAUGUAUGCCGGCGCGCUUGGUCGCCAGGGAACGAAUGCGCAGUUCUCGGUUGUGGAUGAGCGGAUUGUGGGACGGAAGCCGAAGAAUUGGGAUUGGGCUGAUGCGGCGUCUUUGCCUUUGGUUGGGUUGACUGCUUGGGAAUUGUUGAUCGACCAUUUCAACCUCUCCCUCGACAAACCCAACCCCGGAACCCUCCUCAUCAUCAACGGCGCCGGGGGCGUCGGCACGGCCGCCGCCCAACUUGCUUCCCGCGUCCUCAAAAUCCCGCGUGUGAUCUCCACAGCCUCCCGCCCCGAAACAAUCGCCUGGUGCAAACAAAACGGCGCAACCGACACCAUCGACCACCACAAACCCCUGGACACUCAGCUCAAGGAGUUGGGUGUCGAGAAUGUCGAGUAUAAUGCGGUCUUGUAUGGGCCUACGCCGGGGUAUGUUGAGCAGCUCAUCAAGACUGCGGCGCCGAGGGGGAAGAUUGGUUCUAUCGUCGAGUCGGACGACCCGAUUCCGCUUGCAGAUGCGUUUAGUAAGGCGUUGUCGUUUUCUUGGGUUUUCAUGCUUUCUCGCCCGAUGUACAACCACGACCUGGAGUUCCAGGGAGAGGCAUUGGACAAGAUGGCGACGUUGGCUGAGGAGGGCGUUCUGACUUCGUUCGCGACGGAGAAGUACAAGUUCACCAUUGAGAACUUGAGGAAGAUUCAUCAGUUGUUGGAGAGUGGAAAGGCUAUUGGGAAGCAGGUCUUGGUCUUGGAGGACGACGAUAUCACUGAGGCUUAAGCCUUGAGAAUACAGCAGAUGUACGAGUAGAAAGCGUCUUCUUGGAAUUUUUGGACGAGGGGUAUCUGUAAGAAUACAUAAUAUAGGAUCCUCUAGGUCAUCUACGCAGAUCCAU